AUGAAGGACCCCUUCGAGGCGGCCGUCGAGGAGCAGGACUCGCCGCCGGAGUCGCCGGCGCCGCCGGAGGAGGCCGGCGCGGCGGGCCCCGCGGACGACCCCGACGACUACGAUGGCGGCGGCCCGCGGCCCCGGGCGCUCGCCGCGGCCGCGGCCAAGGCCAAGGGCCGGGUCCAGAGGGAGCAGCAGGAGGACGAGGACGAUGAGGAGGACCAGAUGGAGGUCGACCUCGAGAAGCUCCCCUCCAGCACCGGCGACCCCGACUCGCCAAGAUGA
Messenger RNA from Panicum virgatum (switchgrass), 276 nucleotides. RefSeq names its product transcription initiation factor TFIID subunit 11-like. The record is from RefSeq and is a predicted model, not a curated record. The transcript has a single exon. Lineage: Eukaryota; Viridiplantae; Streptophyta; Magnoliopsida; Poales; Poaceae. The coding region runs from base 1 to 276 and encodes 91 amino acids.